AUGCUCAAACAAAUUAUCAGCGCAGUUGCAGCGCCACGUACUAAGCUGGUGUUAGUGGUACGGGGUGAUCUGAAGAUGUCUAAAGGGAAAACUGCAGCCCAGUGUGCACAUGCAGCUGUUCUAUGUUACCAGCAGUCCCAAAUAAGCCGAGAAAAACAAAAAUUGACAGAAAGUUGGUCAAUUUUGGGUCAACCGAAAAUUGUAUUACGCGUGGACACGUUAGAGGAGAUCAUGCAUUUGAAAAGCCGUGCAAAAGAUGCGGGGUUGGUGGCAGCACUGGUUAGAGAUGCUGGACGUACGCAGUUAGAGGCUGGAACAGUUACAGUUCUUGGCAUUGGUCCAGACAUCGAAAACAAUGUUAACAAAUUGGUCGCCGAUUUAAAAUUACUAUAGCUUUAGUUGGCCCUUAGUUUAGCGAAUAAAUAAAAACGACUCGCUUAAAUAUUAUA
Anastrepha obliqua is the source of this 449-nucleotide messenger RNA. RefSeq names its product peptidyl-tRNA hydrolase 2, mitochondrial. Gene Ontology annotation, molecular function: peptidyl-tRNA hydrolase activity. The transcript has a single exon. Gene Ontology annotation, cellular component: cytosol; mitochondrion. Bases 1 to 393 code for a protein of 130 amino acids. NCBI's taxonomy places the organism in Eukaryota, Metazoa, Arthropoda, Insecta, Diptera, Tephritidae. The record is from RefSeq and is a predicted model, not a curated record.